AUGUUUAGACAGACAAAGAGAAGAACAGCGGGAAGAAGAAACUUCGAGGAAGUCUCGUCGUACGCUGAGUCUUCUAGGGCAGUGUACCCAUCGAGAUUAUCGUUCUAUGACUUACCUCCUUUGGAAGAGAUCACCUUGGAGGAGUUUGAAAGUUGGGCUAUUGAUAGGUUGAAGAUUUUGAUUGAGAUUGAAUCGUGUUUGGCUAGAUCUAAGCCUUUGAAGGAUAUUGAGACCGUGGUGAAACCGCUUUUGCUUAAGUUCUUGCCUUUGACUCCAUCCCCUACAUCGGGUUCAGAUGCGCAGGUUAUUGCUGAAAGAAAGAAGGACUACUACUCCCAUUACACGUUGCGUCUUGUGUUUUGUCGUACCGAGGAGCUCAGAAAGAAGUUUUUAAAGAACGAGACUACUUUGUUUAAGAUCAGAUACAACAUGCUUCAGCCAAAGGAGCAGUUGGAGUUUGCCAAGUUGUACAGUGAUAAGUUGAUGUGGGAGUAUAUUUCCAACGAGGAGAAGAUUGAGAACUUGGACGCGUUGGUGGCCGCUUCUGGACCUGUCAUUCGUACCAUUUUGACUAUUGACAAUUCUGGAGAUUCCAACUUCUCUAUAACUGCCGAACAACUAAGGCAUCACAUUCGCAACAAGGAGAGUUUCAUCAAGUUACCGUUUGAGAAGGUUCCUAACUUGGUCUCGCUGAGACAGGUUUACCUCCGCCGUGGUUAUGCAUACAUUCCAUCUACAUUGCAAGUGAGCUUGCUCUCUGUUGUCUUUUCUGAACUGUUGAGCCAGUCGCUUCUCAAGACCUUCCAGGCGAUCCCAAGACUUGAAGAGGAUGACCGUUUGUUGCCUCUUCUCAAUAACUUAUCGCGUAAUUUCGCCAGCAUUCAAUAUGACAGUUUUGGUGACCCAGAGAAGGCUUCAGAUAUCAAUGCUACGUCUGUUACCACGCCUCAGAUAUCCAAACACUAUCCUCUCUGUGCUUCUCACCUUCAAAAGUCGUUGGUGGCCAACUCCCAUUUGAAAUACAAUGCCAGACAACAGCUUGGAUUGUUCCUUAAAGGUAUUGGUCUUAAUGUCGAUGAGGCAAUGAAGUUCUGGUCUUUCCAAUUCACAAAGUCCUCCAAGAUGAACAUGGAUACCUUUAACAAAGAAUACAGAUAUAACGUCAGACAUUCUUACGGUUUGGAAGGUGGUCGUAUCAACUACAAGCCCUGGGACUGUGCUACGAUUCUACUGAAGCCGAAGCCACAAAAGGGUGAAUACCAUGGUUGUCCAUACCGUGACUUGCCUCUAGAACUGUUGGUAGACACGUUAGGUCAGAUGGGUAUUCUGGACCAGCAUGACAUCAAUGGCAUUGUCGAAGACGUGAACAAGAACGAUUACACAGUUGCUUGCACGCGUGUUUUCGAAAUCACACACAAGCAGCAGCUUCAAGGCCGUAAUGAGAAUCUUCACAUCAACCAUCCUAACUUGUACUUUGACAGGUCGAGACAGUUGGAGAGAAACGAUGUCAAGACCGUGGGAGCUGCUAAGUAA
This is a messenger RNA of Candidozyma haemuli, 1533 nucleotides long. It is a transcript of the gene PRI2, whose product is annotated as DNA primase subunit. The transcript has a single exon. The coding region runs from base 1 to 1533 and encodes 510 amino acids. The record is from RefSeq and is a predicted model, not a curated record. Gene Ontology annotation, biological process: DNA replication, synthesis of primer. Gene Ontology annotation, cellular component: alpha DNA polymerase:primase complex. Lineage: Eukaryota; Fungi; Ascomycota; Pichiomycetes; Serinales; Metschnikowiaceae.